Hyaloscypha bicolor E is the source of this 397-nucleotide messenger RNA. RefSeq lists its product as uncharacterized. The coding region runs from base 92 to 304 and encodes 70 amino acids. NCBI's taxonomy places the organism in Eukaryota, Fungi, Ascomycota, Leotiomycetes, Helotiales, Hyaloscyphaceae. The transcript is spliced from 2 exons. The record is from RefSeq and is a predicted model, not a curated record.
AUAAUGCUUAUCAAGUUUUGUAUGCGUAGGGUAGGGAGUCACGAAUUAACGAACUAUUGUUCUCUUCAGCUGGGAUCUUCAACUAUCAGCAAUGGGGAUCGAUUCUUUCGGUUCUCUACUGUUACUGCUUAUCCAUCUCGAAACUACCUUGAGUCUAGUGACUUUAGCACCAGCACCAACUCGAUCCACGAAUCGUCAUCAUGGCCUGAAGAUCAACCGACUUCCCGAAGAAUGGUUUCCUUGUAUUCUGUUUCGUUCCACAGUAUUUGGCCACCUUUUUUUAAUUCUAGAUUUUGUAGCGUGAGUUGAGAGGAUUUUUUUCUAUUUCCAGACAGCGAGAAUGGCCUCCUCCGGAUUAACCCCCUCUGCAAACAGUGUGUCAAAAAAAAAUCAAGGC